Molecule: messenger RNA, 696 nt
Organism: Opisthorchis viverrini
Lineage: Eukaryota; Metazoa; Platyhelminthes; Trematoda; Opisthorchiida; Opisthorchiidae
Exons: 3
Coding region: 1-696 (231 amino acids)
Source: RefSeq, a predicted model, not a curated record
AUGAGCGCCAGUCGUAAGCAGUCGUCAAACAUGCUGAAAUUAUCGGCCACAUCAGUUCAUGGUCGUCGAAUGUCUUCUGUUCACAGCACGCUUAGCUGGGAACCGAUGCUACUGGCUAGCAAUGCACCUACUGAGAAUACAUAUCAGUUACAACCUGCUCCCAAUAGAGAGUUCAAUACUAAAGAAGCCGAAGAGAUCAUACGUCAGAACAGCAUUCAGUUUUUCGAGAAAUACACUGAUUUGCAAAUCAAUUUGGUUCUCGUUUAUGAUUUUCUACAACUGAAUGUGCUGCACACAGGCCACCUCACGAUUCAGUUGGCACGAUAUUCAAGAGAUCGCACAAGUUACCUUGGUUCAAACCUGGACGAAUAUACCAUACGAGGUUCCAAGGUUCUCCCAUUUGUUCAACGGAGGUUUGCUUUCCAACCCGACCACUCAUUGGCCUGUCAGAUAGCCGAUGCAGUUCGCCAAAGUUUGUCUAGAGAACUAGCCUCAACAGAUACAAAACAUGGUGGGCGACACAAACUUGUUGUUCACGUAUUACAUGAAAAUAAACCCGUGGGACUGAAUUCGGUUGGACUGACCGUGUCUAGUUGUGGCUUGUGGGAUCCAGCUACCGACAGAUGGGUUCAGGUCGCUCAUCGGUCACCUUGGGGACUUUUCCUGAUACUUGCGUUUGCCUGUUACUACGAAUAA